Molecule: messenger RNA, 679 nt
Organism: Aspergillus sclerotioniger CBS 115572
Lineage: Eukaryota; Fungi; Ascomycota; Eurotiomycetes; Eurotiales; Aspergillaceae
Product: superoxide dismutase
Exons: 3
Coding region: 47-679 (210 amino acids)
Biological process (GO): superoxide metabolic process
Cellular component (GO): mitochondrion
Molecular function (GO): metal ion binding; superoxide dismutase activity
Source: RefSeq, a predicted model, not a curated record
CACCAUUCCCAGUCAAAGAAAUACAAGUUCAACAUAAGCAGUCAACAUGGCCCCUAUUCACACCCUCCCACCUCUCCCAUACGACUACGAUGCCCUCGAGCCCAUCAUCUCGAAAGAGAUCAUGGAACUCCACCACAAAAAGCACCACCAAGCCUACGUGACCAACCUGAAUGCCGCCCUCGCCGCAGAAGCCUCCGCCCUCGACAGCAAUGACCUCACCCAGAUUAUCAGCAUCCAGCAGAAGCUCAAAUUCAACGGUGGUGGUCACAUCAACCACUCUCUGUUCUGGAAGAACCUAGCUCCAUAUGACUCCCCAGCUACGAAGUUGGACCGGUCAGCACCGACUCUCAAGGCUGCGAUUGAAAAACAGUGGGGGUCGGUCAAAAAGUUCACCGAUGCUUUUGAGGCCGUGCUUCUAGGAAUACAAGGAAGUGGAUGGGGCUGGCUGGUGAGUAAGGAGAAGAAGGGGUACUUGGAGCUCGAGACUACGAAGGAUCAGGACCCAGUGAUGGAUUCCAUUCCAGUGUUUGGGGUAGAUAUGUGGGAGCAUGCUUAUUACUUGCAGUAUCUAAAUAAUAAAGCCAGCUACGCCCAAAACAUCUGGAAGGUGAUCAACUGGGAAGAGGCGGAGCAUCGGUAUGUGCAUGGCGUGGAGGAUUCGAUUGAUUUGAAGCUGUAA